This is a messenger RNA of Sorghum bicolor (sorghum), 766 nucleotides long. RefSeq lists its product as uncharacterized. NCBI's taxonomy places the organism in Eukaryota, Viridiplantae, Streptophyta, Magnoliopsida, Poales, Poaceae. The record is from RefSeq and is a predicted model, not a curated record. The transcript is spliced from 4 exons. Bases 2 to 766 code for a protein of 254 amino acids.
GAUGGCGGCCCCUCCGGAGGGACCGGCGAGAGUGGCAACAGGGACACCUGCGUCGACGUCCAUGCCCACACCUGCAGCGGCGACGGCACUUACGUGCAACACAGUAACACCUGCAUCGGUGCGCACACCUCCUUCCACGAUGUCCAGACCCAAGGCGACGAUGUCGCUUUUUCGGACACCUUCGUCCAGGACGGCGACACCUCCUGCUGAUGAAGAUGGAGGUGACGCUAGCCAAGGACAAGAAAGCCGCCGGCGUUCCACUCAGACAGAUGACAACUCGGAACAGACAUGGACUAUGUCUUUCAUUUGCAACGGGGCACCGGGGGGCCAAGAAUUUGCUCAGUAUACAAUAGACAGGAAUUCAACCACGUUUGGUAACUUAAUAACAAUGAAAUCAAAUUUGGGGUAUGGUGCCAGGGACUACUUGUACUAUAAGAGAAGAUGUGGAAAUGCUAUAGCAACACUAAACGAGAUCGAAUAUGAUGUUGAUGCAAAUGCAAUGUUAUCAAGUAAUGCAGAGGAGAGGGAGGUCAGAUUAGUAUUAUCGAGGGAUCAAAUAACAGAGCGAAAUGUGGAGAUAACACCCAUUAGAUUGCCAAGAAUGGCAACAAUUAGUGAAGAUUUCACAGAUGAGUCAAUUAACGAUUACAAGGUGUGGCUUAACAAUAUGCAUGAAGAGGGCCAACGCAUGGAUUUUAAAGAUAUAUGCAGGGAAGACACGGUCAAGACUUACAAAGAAUGGUUAAGAGUGCAAGGGUGCAUAUGA